Molecule: messenger RNA, 1047 nt
Organism: Thelazia callipaeda (thelaziosis nematode)
Lineage: Eukaryota; Metazoa; Nematoda; Chromadorea; Rhabditida; Thelaziidae
Source: the annotation of a GenBank genome assembly
AUGUGUUUGGUUCUGCUGGAAUCGUUCAGUCAUCCUGAUGUAGUGGUCGUACACACUGAUAGAAGCGCAUGUGGUGAUGUUGAAAAGCAAAGUUUCCGACGAUGCUCCUAUCGACAAAGCGGAUCAGCCAUUCAUCGCGCGUUAAUAUGCAAACGCCUGAGUAGCUCAGCCGGAGAAGUACAAAUUUCUCCCAGUGGCAGUCGUGAUAAUGACGAAAAGUAUUCGCUUACUGUUUUUCGUAGUGGUGAAUCGUUAGAAAGUUCACAUUCUCUCACUUAUCUUGAAUGGGUACAUGAAAGACAAACAAGACGUAUGCGAACACGAUCUGAGUGGUUUCUUUUGCCUGCACCCCCAACAGCAGAUAGUGAAAUAUCAGGAUUAAGUUCUACGAAUAUGCUUCGACCACACUCGCAAUAUAUUGGCUCAGCAAUGAAUGCAUCGGAAGGACAUCCAAGUGAUCUGGAAAGUACUGAUGAAUAUAUUGUUAAUAUUACUCGAAAACUGCCAUUACUGAAGUCAUGUGAACCCGAUAUUAGUGUGUCUUCAGCAUGUACUUCUAGACAAUUUGCUUCUCUAUCACAGCCAGUAAAACCCUUAGCAUCAUCUAUGGCUGGUGGUGUUGUUCGUCGACGUUCUUUGCGCACUCAUUAUGUGCGUCCUAGUCGGCCAACUCAAGCUCGUGACAAGGAACAAGUAAGAAAUUAUGAAAGAUUUUCAUGCAUCUCAAUUCUUGUUCAUGAAAGACCAGUAAUUAUUUUUUUGAUUAAAAGCGGCAUUCACGUCGAUUCUUCUAGUAGAUCAGUAUCAUUGUAUCGCAUAAAUAUGCCUCAUGCUUGUAGUCGAAGUCUUCCAACUUCCAGACAGUUAGAAAUGUUGCCGUCAUCAUCCAUGAAACUACUGCAGCAACAUCCGCAGAGAUCAGUGACUCUGUCAUUAGAACAUCAGAAACAAUAUCAUUCAAGUGUCGCUAGCGGUAAUAGUAGUAGUAUUGCCUUUCAUGGAGAUUUGUCAAAAGUUGCUUCUCAUCCUAAAAACGUUCACUUUUAA